Messenger RNA from Sorghum bicolor (sorghum), 1488 nucleotides. RefSeq lists its product as uncharacterized. The transcript has a single exon. NCBI's taxonomy places the organism in Eukaryota, Viridiplantae, Streptophyta, Magnoliopsida, Poales, Poaceae. The coding region runs from base 1 to 1329 and encodes 442 amino acids. The record is from RefSeq and is a predicted model, not a curated record.
AUGGCAGAAACAGAGCGCCGCCGCCGCCAACUCCUGCGGCAGAGGCAGAACAAGCAGUUGGAUGCUGAGCAGUGUGCCGCCACCGCUGCCGCUGCCAGGUUCCAGCGCCUCCCGCCCGAGCUACUGGCCGAGAUCCACCACCGCCUCGACUUCCUCAGCGGCCUCGCCUUCGCCUCCGUCUGCGGCCUGAAGCUGGAGACGCCGCCGUGGCUCCUCCUCCCUGGCCCCAAGGAGUACGAUGCGAAGGCCACGGUCCUGUCCCUGGCCGACGGCGAAUCCGCCACCGUGCGCACUUCGGACGUCGCCUUGCGCGGCCACGUCGUCAUCGGUUCCUCCGGCGGGUGGCUCGUGACCACCGACGACCGGGCCGCCCUCCGCAUGGCUAACCCGGUCACCGGAGCGCACGCCGACCUGCCGCCCAUCUCCACCGUCCCCUUCAUCCAGCCGCAUUACGGUGGCGGCUGGUUCUUCCUCGACUUUGCGCCCUUCCUGCAGAUGCGUUUCGGAGGCUCGCCGCCGCCGCCUGAGCACAGACACGGGCAGCGCACGCCGGCGUACACGGUCACGGCCGCCCAGAUGCGGCAGCUCGUCUACCGCAAGGUCGUCCUCUCCGCGUCGCCGCACCCGGGCAGCUACGCCGCCAUGCUCAUCAUGGACAGGUCCAUCGGCGCCCCGGCCUUCGCGUCGGCGGAGGACGCCGCGUGGAGGAUGGCGCCCACCCGCGGCGACGUCGAGGACGCCAUACACCACGGCGGUCGCUUCUUGUCCAUCACCUACACCGGCCACGUCCAGGCGUGGCAGCGCAACGUUGACACCGGCGAGUUCACCGGCGACGCCGCCGUCGCGCCGAGGCUGUCUUACAAGGACAAAGACCUCCGCCGCAAGUACCUCGCCGUGUCGACGGACGGGCGGCUGAUGGUGGUGCUCAAACACUCUAGGGAUGAGGAAAACACUAGCCGUCGGUACCGCUCCAUCUCCAUGGACACGCGCGUCUUCUUCAAGGUCCAGAUACUGGACCAUGACAAGGGCCGGUGGGAGGAGGCGGCAGACAUCGGCGACGCCGCAAUCUUCGUCGGCGUCAAUGGAUCGCUGUGCCUGUCGACGACGGAGCACCAGGGCAUCAUGCCCGGCUGUGUCUACUUCACUGACGACGAUGUCGGUGGUGCCUGCCUGCGCAACGGGAAGAGCUCCAAUUUCGUCUCACUAUGGGACGAGCUCAGGGACGUUGGCGUCUAUAGCCUAAAGGCCGGCAGGGUCGAGAAGAUAGAUGCGGUCGGCAAGCAUCUGCUAUGGCCGCCGCCGGCGUGGUUCACUCCUUCCUUUCUGUGACCACUACUGCAAGCACUACACCUGCAUCUUGCACUACUUUUCCUAUAUUAUUUUCCCCUUUUUUCUCGUUGCUUAAUUAGACGCAAUCAAUGCAGCUAGCUCGAUCAUAAUCGGGGAGUACAUUUGAUUGAAACAAAUGUACUAUUUGGAUAUUGAAAU